Melopsittacus undulatus (budgerigar) is the source of this 3525-nucleotide messenger RNA. It is a transcript of the gene PTP4A2, whose product is annotated as protein tyrosine phosphatase 4A2. The record is from RefSeq and is a predicted model, not a curated record. Gene Ontology annotation, cellular component: cytoplasm; nucleus. The transcript has 7 exons. Gene Ontology annotation, biological process: protein dephosphorylation. The coding region runs from base 806 to 1309 and encodes 167 amino acids. Gene Ontology annotation, molecular function: protein tyrosine phosphatase activity. Lineage: Eukaryota; Metazoa; Chordata; Aves; Psittaciformes; Psittaculidae.
CAGUGCUGUUGACGGGCUCGGUGAGCGGUAAUGGCUUCCCUUGCAGUGCUGUGCUGAGGCCUCGGCAGUGCCCGGGGACACAAACCUCGUUACGGUGGUCCCGUGUAAUGGGGGUGUGGAGAGAGGCAGCAAUUCCUGUGUGCCAGACUGCUGCCUGCAGUAACCACAUCUCUGCAUUGCUGAAGCUGAUGUACAUGGACCAACAUAACCCCCGACAUCAACAGGUAUUCUGUUGGAGCGUACGCUGCACAUUUAUGGCGAUUCUGAGUGUGAGGGCAGAAUUCUGCCAGGCCCAGCACAGCAUCCUGGCUGACAAGUGAGCUGAGCACAGAGGCUUCCACGCGUCAUAAUUACUUUGCCUUGAAGACUCCGGACACAGUAGACACUCAGAUAUAUGGGAUAUCUUCUGCACAUUGGAAGCAUUUUCCUUCUACUGACUCUGGCAAAACUAAGCAUCAAGAAAACAAAGUGGAGAGAAAAUCUGCCCUUACUUUUUUGCCUCACCAGUGCCUAAAUGUAGAACAGGCUGCCUAGUCUUGCGUGUAGUCAGAGUUUUGGAGUCUGAAGGGUACCACCUGCAGCAGUUGAGACCGAAGUUAAAUUCAAGUGGAUUCUGAAGUGAACCAGCUUUUCUAGCAGCGAAUUCUUUAAGGAAGAAACACGUCGAAGCAAGCUCUGAUCUGUCCAAGGCAUUUUAGUGGUCUCUUUAAUGUUUUCUGCUGUGAAACCUUUCCAAGGUUAUUGAUUUUUUUUUUAAUUAUUAUUUUCCUCAAUCUUUUGGCCCCUUACACUUUCAGUUGCCAUUAUGAACCGUCCAGCCCCCGUGGAAAUCACUUAUGAGAACAUGCGCUUCCUGAUCACUCACAACCCAACCAACGCAACCCUCAACAGGUUCACAGAGGAGCUCAAGAAGUAUGGAGUGAGAACCUUGGUGCGAGUUUGUGAAGCCACUUACGAUCAAGCUCCCAUCGAAAAAGAAGGAAUCCAGGUUCUAGACUGGCCAUUUGAUGAUGGAGCACCACCCCCCAAUCAAAUAGUUGAUGACUGGCUCAACCUGUUGAAAUCCAAAUUCCGUGAGGAGCCUGGCUGCUGUAUUGCUGUUCACUGUGUUGCAGGGUUGGGAAGGGCUCCUGUACUGGUUGCACUUGCUCUCAUUGAAUGUGGAAUGAAGUACGAAGAUGCAGUUCAGUUUAUAAGGCAGAAAAGGAGGGGAGCUUUCAAUUCCAAACAGCUGCUUUACCUUGAAAAAUACCGGCCUAAGAUGCGAUUACGCUUCAAAGAUGCCAACGGUCACUGCUGUGUUCAAUAAAGCAUAAUCCCAAACGAAGGCAGAAGUUAGCAUGGCUCUUUUCUGGACUCUUGGCACCUGGAAAUGUGAAUCUGGAAUCAAACUACGUCAUCAGACUGGGGGGAGUCAGUUAGUGACCUCAGCCUCUGUCCUAAUGGUGGUGAUGAUUGAAAAACAAUAAAAAUUAAACCCAAACCUAAGAGCAACAUUUCAGUGAAGGAUUGUUUUCUCCUUGAGCUGCAGUUGGAACAUCUGCAGGGAGAAAAUAAGUUUCUGAAUCUUCUGUAUUUUUAACUUUUUAAGAAAAGAAAUAAAGUAAAUUUUAUGUCUAAGGAAAACCAGCAGAGCAUUGGCUUGUGCAGAAACUAAUUUCUUGAUUGGAGGAAAGUUCCCCAAGAUUAGGGCCUGAUAAAUUAAUUCCUGUUUAAAAGGACUCUUUGAAAUGGAGUUGCCUUGUUUUUCACCUUGCUGGGCCCUGGUUGAGGCACAGGAGGAGCAUUUGGUGCUGGAUGGAAGCAGUCUUGCAGCCUUAAGCCCAGCCUGGGCAAAUUCUAGAGACUGGGUGAUGUCUGUUGUAUGUGUACAUGGUGUUCAGGCUCUACAGGUGUGAGAAACCUUCCUGUGGGCUUGAACAGAAGAUUCUCUGCCUGAUACUUCUGGUGACUCUGCUAAAGGCCUUUUCUGAUGGGUACAAGGUUGUGCUUCAAAUGAAUGUGUGUAGCACGUGUGUGUCUCUGUCUUACCUUUCCAAAGCAUUUGGCUGAGAUGUUAAUUGUCUUUCUGUUGUUAGAAAAUCUAUCCUGGCAGAAGACUGAUGUCCAAGGGAUGAUUCAGACAAGGACUUAAAAUGAAUUAAGCUGUCAUAAGAAAGAAGAAAAGGCUUUUCGCUGCUGUCCAGAUUGUCUGCCUUGCUGAACACAGUAAAUGAGGAUUUUGGGGAGGGUCUCAUUUGUAUCACAUCCGAGGUAAAGGUGGGAUCCACAUAGAAAGGUGGUCUGUGAAUAAAUGCCUUGUAUGAGUUUUCCCAGACUAGCCCUCAUGUACAGCUCCAUUUAACCACUGAUUGCCUUGUUUUUUAUUAGGCUCUUUUGGAGGGGAAAUCUAGUUAUACAACAACAUGCCUCUCAUUCACCAUUGGCAGGCUAGAAACGCACUCCUUGUUGGAGUGUGAUGGUACAACCUUCUCUUUGUAGGCCACUGGUGUUGUCAGUGAAUUAAGACAAGUCAUGUUACAGCCUCUUUAAAGUAGUUUCAACCAGGCUACUUCUACCAAACACAUGUUAACUUUGUGCCCUGCCCCAGAAGUGACCUCAUAUGCUUUGAACUUGACAUUAUAUCUCUAAUAUUGAGCCAUUGAGGGCUCUGAAUACAGGUUUAGUGUCCUACUCUCCUGUGAUCUGCUGUGAAGCACCAAAGGUUCUUGUUGGUCUGGAUCUGUGGUAGUAGAUUGAUACCUGUCUCUACCUAUGCUUCAGCCUUGGGUGGUGUGAGCUGCUUCACAGGACUUCUUCCUAUUCCAGAUAUCUGCUUUUAGUCUGCAGGUUAACUGGGCACGUUUUCAGAGCACAGGUAAUGGCCUUUUAGAAUUCUGUUCUUGGAUUUAUAAACUCAAGCUAAAAGUAAUGGCACUUGUGAGCCUGACUCAAGCUGUGGUGGUGUACUGAGUUCCUUCCUCCCUUCAAGAUGUGUAAUGUUUCUGAUUAAUAGAUAAAGAAGACACAGAAGUGUUUGUGAUGUCAAUGCCUUCAUUAGGGAAAUAAUGCAUCUGGUUGUGUUUGAGUCCAUAUGAAAGGUAGAUGAUGCUGAAAGGGGCUUUACCCUCCCCUUGCGAACUAGAAACCUAAUGUUCUAACUGUUUCUGCAAAGUAAAAUGGGUGUUUCUAGUCAAAUGAAAUUCUGGUAGUUAAAGCUGGGUUGGCAGAUGGUGGAAGUCAGGUUGGAGCGGAGGGUGCUGAGAUGGAUUAAAAACCAAACCCCAAGCCCUUCUGAAGAACAAUAAAAUCAACUUUUACAUGCCAUAUGUAUAACUGCAUUCUUCCCCCUAGUUUUACUCUUGAUUUUUACCGUACUAAGUAUUCUAUACUAUGAAUCUGCAGCCUUAAUUGAGGAAAAAUAGUGGAAAGUGCAGACUGUCAUGGGGUGUAGACACAAAGGGGGGUGUAACUGUGACCAAUGUCCAUUAGCACAAGACUUGGUUCAGCACUUGAGCAUAGUGCAAUAAAGUUCUUCCAGUAAAA